This is a messenger RNA of Chlamydomonas reinhardtii, 2953 nucleotides long. RefSeq lists its product as uncharacterized. The record is from RefSeq and is a predicted model, not a curated record. Lineage: Eukaryota; Viridiplantae; Chlorophyta; Chlorophyceae; Chlamydomonadales; Chlamydomonadaceae. Gene Ontology annotation, molecular function: peroxidase activity; hydroxylamine reductase activity; iron-sulfur cluster binding. Gene Ontology annotation, cellular component: cytoplasm. Gene Ontology annotation, biological process: response to hydrogen peroxide. The coding region runs from base 109 to 2058 and encodes 649 amino acids. The transcript is spliced from 8 exons.
GCACAACCCAUGCCCUCAGGUUGACGCCUUCAAUCGCUCCUACACGCUACAGUCAAACUUUGCGAAAUUGGCAAAGCCCGCGCGGCAUUUGUUGCAUUCGACGGCAGAAUGCUUGCGCGCUGCAUGAGCAUGGCUAGCACGACUGUCCGCGGCCAUCUAGUCCGUGGCAGCUCUGGCUCGCUCAGCGCCAGCGUCGCGCGCGGCACUGGAGCUGUGCGCGUUAUGGCGUGGGAAUGGAACCCCUUUGCUGGCGACCAGCAGGCGCGCGAUGCCUCUAUUAAGGCCAAGAUGGCAGAGGCCAACAAGGCGCUGGAGCAUGACAAGAUGCUGUGCUACCAGUGCGAGCAGACCAAGAGCGGCACCGGCUGCACCGAGAUUGGCGUGUGCGGCAAGACCCCCGAGGUCGCUGGGCUGCAGGACCUGCUAGUGUACUCCGUGAAGGGCCUGGCCUCCCUGGCCCACAUCGCUCGCAACUCUCCCGCCAAAAUCGAGGACCCGGCCGUCAACACCUUCAUCAACGGCGCCAUCUUCUCCACCCUGACCAACGUCAACUUUGCCGAUGACCGCUUCCUGGAGUUUGUGUCUGAGGCCCGUGCCCACCACGCCCGCCUGUCCGCCAAGAUGGCUGCGGCCGGCGUGCAGGUGCCCGCCUCCGCCACCGAGCAGCAGGUGUGGUUCGGCUCCAUGCCGCACCCGCUGCUGUGGAACUCCCAGGCUGCGGCGCUGGGCGGCGUGGGCGACAUGCUCGAAGUCGCUGCAAAGACCGGCAUUGCUGAGCGCCAGAGGGUGCUGGGCGAGACUCUGGCGGGUCUGCAGGAGCUGCUGGUGUACGGCCUGAAGGGUGUGUGCGCCUAUGCCCACCACGCGGAGGCCCUGGGUUUCACCGACCCCACCGUGUACGCCGAGAUCCAGGGGGCGCUGCACUUCCUGAACACGCCCGGCGCCAAGGACGUGGGCCAGGUUCUGGACGCCUGCUUCAAGUGCGGCGCGACCAACUUCAAGGUCAUGGAGAUGCUGAGCAACGCACACACCGACACCUUCGGCCACCCCGUGCCCACGCCCGUCACGCUCAACCCCGUGCCCGGCAAGGCCAUCCUGGUGACCGGCCACGACAUGCACGACCUGCACAUGCUGCUGGAGCAGACGGCGGGCAAGGGCAUCAACGUGUACACGCACGGCGAGAUGCUGCCGGCGCACGGCUACCCCGGCCUGAAGAAGUACCCGCACCUGGUCGGCCACUUCGGCGGCGCCUGGUACCGCCAGAAGAUUGACUUUGCCGAGUUCCCCGGCGCCGUGGCGGUGACCACCAACUGCGUGCUGGACCCGCUCCAGGUGUACAAGCAGAACAUCUUCACCAUCAACGAGACCGGCCUGUCGGGCGUGCCGCACAUCCGCCCCGACGCCAACGGGCACAAGGACUUCACGCCCAUCAUCAACCGCGCACUGCAGCUGCCCGGCUUCACGCCUGAGUUGAUUGAGAAGCGGCCCAAGAAGAAGGAUGUCACGGUGGGCUUUGGCCACAAGGCGGUUCUGAGCGUGGCUCCCCAGGUGAUUCAGGCUAUUCAGGAGAAGCGGCUGGAGCACAUCUUCCUGGUGGGCGGCUGCGACGGCUCGGAGCCGCAGCGCAAGUACUACAGCAAGCUGUACCAGUACAUGCCCACCAACACCAUGGUGCUCACCCUGGGCUGCGGCAAGUUCCGCAUCUUCGACCAGGACUUCGGCACGCUGCCGGGCACCGACCUGCCGCGCCUGCUGGACAUGGGCCAAUGCAACGACUCGUACAGUGCGCUGGUGGUGGCGACUGAGCUGGCCAAGGUGUUCAAGACGGACGUGAACUCGCUGCCGCUGUCGCUGGACCUGUCCUGGUUUGAGCAGAAGGCCGUGGCGGUGCUGCUGACGCUGCUGCACCUGGGCGUGCGCAACAUCCGCCUGGGGCCCCGCCUGCCUGCCUUCCUGACGCCCGAGGCGGUUGGCGUGCUGGUGGAGAAGUUCAACCUCAUCCCCGCCAACGUGGCUGACCCCGGCGCGGACAUGAAGAUGAUGAUGAAGAACAAGUAAACGAUUAGCUUGAUGGUAAACUGCGGACGACUGGUGCUUGGCGGCGGUGGAUUCGGAAAAGUUAGGAGCGGCUUAUGUGCGUGCGCUUAACAGUGUAUACAUGUAGUGUAUAGAGAGUAUUACAAAUGCAAAGCUGAUGUGAUUGGACAAUGACGUAACACGUCCCGACUUGACCUCCUUCGACUGGUUCAUGACGUGUGUGUUUGGCACGGUGAGUCUGAACCUGUACAGCUAUUGUUGUGGCAUGCAAUGUGAUGAUUCAUGGUGUGACGAAGGCAAAAUGUAGUAGCUAGCUAGGUAUGCAUUCAUAAAGCCCGGAGAGGCAGCGCCGGCGGUGUGACUGCCCCGCAGCGCACUGGAACUCGCAUGAUGGGACUCACUCUUCGAUCUGAUUCGAUUCGAGCUUACUUCCGGGAAGGCGCAGGGCCGCGGGUACUGCGGCAUUGGAUUUGGAACACUGGGAAAGGUUGUUAAAUGGUGUCCCCGUGAAGGUUGAAGGGGCCGGCGCGUCACGGCCAAGUUCACGGCGCUUUGAUGCGCAUGACGUAACAUCCAUGGCGGAUGGGACACGUUACACUUCGACAGAACAGGCACCUGCAUCCGGCGUCGCCCUUGUUCUGAAAACGUUUUAGCGCCCUCCUUGUCAUGGUGGAUAAGCUCAGAUGGCCGAUAAGGAAGGCGCCCAAGUCCAGAAACUCAGAAAGCCUGUACGGCUGUACCUCAUACCGUACGCUGAAUGCGGGUGAUGGCCUGUGCUGUUUCCGCCUUGCGUGGCGCUGCUCACGCCGUUCUGUUCCAGGUGUUGCGCGCAAGCCUUUUGCCCUCUCGUGCAUGCAAGCGUGCUGCCUUUCCAUACGCCAAAGGCGCUCUUGCGCUUGCAACCGUCCUGCCUUCC